Molecule: messenger RNA, 1099 nt
Organism: Nicotiana tabacum (common tobacco)
Lineage: Eukaryota; Viridiplantae; Streptophyta; Magnoliopsida; Solanales; Solanaceae
Biological process (GO): mRNA splicing, via spliceosome
Cellular component (GO): U4/U6 x U5 tri-snRNP complex; spliceosomal complex
Molecular function (GO): nucleic acid binding; zinc ion binding
Source: RefSeq, a predicted model, not a curated record
UUAAUAAGACUCGGUGCCGUUUCGUCCACUUUUCCUUGAUAAUAAUCCUCUUUUGAACUCAAAAUCAGAACUUUGAUCCUUUGCACUUGCGAUUUGCUUACUCUCUCGAUUUCACUUUCUCUGAACCAGCAAAGCCCUAUUUCUAAAGCUAUAUAUGGCUCAAUCCAGCGAUAAUGUUGUUGGAGUUGAUAACACUUUUCGGAAAAAAUUCGAUAAAGAAGAGUAUUUGCAGCGUGCUCGUGAACGUGAAGAGAAGGAGACGGAGGGAAAGAAAUCCAAGUCAAGAGGACCUCCAGUACAAAGGAAGCCCUUGAAACAAAGGGAUUAUCAAGUCGACCUUGAAUCUCGCUUGGGAAAGACUCAGGUGGUUACUCCAAUUGCACCCCUUAGUCAGCAGGCUGGAUACUUUUGCCGAGUUUGUGAAUGUGUAGUAAAGGAUUCUGCAAACUACUUGGACCAUAUCAAUGGGAAGAAGCAUCAACGAGCAUUGGGUAUGUCUAUGCGGGUAGAACGAGCCUCGCUGGAGCAGGUUCAACAACGAUUUGAAUCGCUCAAGAAGCGGAAAGAUACGGGGAGCUUCACUGUUCAAGAUUUUGAUGAGCGGCUGCUGAAACAACAGCAGGAAGAGGAAGAACGGAAAAGACAACGACGAGAAAAGAAGAAAGAGAAAAAGAAAGAGAAGGCUGCAGAGGAUGAACCCCAAAUAGACCCUGAUGUUGCAGCCAUGAUGGGAUUUGGGGGGUUCGGGUCUUCGAAAAAAUGAUCCCUUUAGCCAUCCAUCUCAUGCUAGAGCAUUACUUGAUCUGCCUACUCUGCUGAGGCCAGUAAUUGUUGUGUUUUUGAAAUCGUUCAAAAUGUAACAGAUGGAAAUGCCUCUUGAUGCAGCCAGGACAGUUUGUCAAAAUAGCCUUCCGAAGUUUCUGACCAAAUGAUUGUGACUAUGCAUAGCCUUUUCAACUGUUCAUUGCUGAUUUCACAUGUCUCAAAUUUCUGUAUUUAGAAUUUUGCCAAAUUGUAGUCGUUUCUUGUUGGAUACAUUGCUAUAUUUCCCAACAGAACCUUACUAAAAUACACUAAAAAAGGAUUCUUUUUUGUCAAA